Cloeon dipterum is the source of this 3652-nucleotide messenger RNA. It is a transcript of the gene BicD, whose product is annotated as protein bicaudal D. The coding region runs from base 179 to 2455 and encodes 758 amino acids. NCBI's taxonomy places the organism in Eukaryota, Metazoa, Arthropoda, Insecta, Ephemeroptera, Baetidae. The record is from RefSeq and is a predicted model, not a curated record. Gene Ontology annotation, molecular function: dynein complex binding; cytoskeletal adaptor activity. The transcript is spliced from 11 exons.
ACUUCCGGUUUGUGUCAUUUCAUUUCUCAGCUGGAAGUGGCGAGGAGUGUUGUUCAGGGUUAAGAAAAUAACCCUUUUCCUACUAUCAUGACACGUCCGUAAAUUUUACUGUUGAUUUCGUUAAAAUGUUUGUUGUUGAAGAUAUUUUGGCGUUGUGUUAAAAUCCAUCUGAAGAGAAAUGGCGACUUUAGACGAGUUAAAACUUGAGGUGGAUCGGCUGACCCGCGAACUCGAUCAAGCGGUCAGCGAGAAGAUCCAGUCGGCGCAGUAUGGACUUGUCCUGCUGGAAGAGAAACAGGCUCUUCAGCAGAAGGUUGAGGAGCUGGACAAUUUAUACGAAAGCACCAGAAGUGAACUGGAGAUCACGCAAGAGGCUGUAGCUAAGUUUCAAACAUCUCACAAGGUGACUACACUGUCCGGAAUAGAGCAGGAGGAAUCACUAUUAAGUGAAUCGGCCAUGAGGGAAACCUCACUGAACUCUCAAAUAUUAGAUCUUGAGAGUGAAACCAAAUUUCUCCGUGCUGAACUUGAAAGAGUAAAAGCAGAGAAGGAGAGCAUGUCUGCUGAAAUCAACAAUUUCAUUAAGAGGGAAGAUGAACGAGAGGGCGACCGAAAACAAAUGCGGUGCGAGCUUCGAGAAAUCAAAAGUCGAGAGACUAGCUGGUUGACUGAAUACUCUGAACUCGAGGAAGAAAACAUCUCACUUCAGAAGCAAGUCGCAAGUCUCAAAUCAAAUCAGGUUGAGUUUGAAGGAGUAAAGCAUGAAGCUAGGCGCUUAGCAGAAGACGUUGAUUUGCUUCAUGAACAAGUUGCCGAGCUGAGCAACUUGAAGAAAAUUGCUGAAAAGCAGUUGGAGGAAGCUUUAAAUAGUUUACAGGCUGAGAGAGAAGCAAAGUAUGCUCUGAAGAAAGACCUGGACCAGAGAAUGAAUAGCCAAUCCAUGUACAAUCUCAGCAACCUUGCUCUGAGCAUCAGAGGACUUGCUGAAGGUUCUGGCCUUGGAAGUGAUGGUGAGGAGGAGGAAAUGCCCGAGUUGAGAAGAAUCGAAGCUGAUUUGCAAUCUGAUGAGAAUGCUCCCAAGUCUAAAGACAAACAAGUCGACCUCUUCAGUGAAAUCCACUUGAACGAACUUCAGAGGCUUGAAAAGGCAGUUGAGCAGGCUGAAACUGACAAGCAACUACUGACACAAAGUCUCCGUGACGCCCAAGGCCAAUCUGAAAAGAGUCAGGCUGAAUUGCAGGGAUUGAGUGCUCGCAUCGCCACUCUUGGUGCUCAUAUGGAGAGCCUUCUCUCCCUUAAGGAACGUCUCCUUCCCGAUGGAAUUGUGCCCAAAGAUGUAACUGCUUUGAAAGACUGGUGUACACUAUCAAGCCAGGAAAUCAUGGAGCUGCAGAAGCAAUUGGCUGAACUGGAGUCUGGUCUUAACUACUCAGAAGCCGCCCAGCAACUGCGAGAAGAUAUUGCCAAUUUGAAGGGAAAGCUCCUGGAUGCUGAACAGAGAGCGAGAGGAAUGUCUGCUGACUCGGUGGUUCUUGCUGAGCUGGCGUCUGAGGCUAGCAAGGCCUUUGAGGCUGCUCAAACCGGAUUAAGCACCACCUGUGAUGAACUAGCCACUUUGUAUCACCAUGUGUGCACAGUGAAUGGAGAAACUCCGUCCAGAGUUAUGCUGGAUCAUGAAAAACAUGUGAAUGAAGAUGGCAAGGUCAAGGUUGAAGAGGCGGAGAACAAGAUAAGCUCCAGACUAGACGAGAUUCGAUCAAAACUGCAGGCAGGUGGAGUGGAUGGUCUUGACAGUCUGUGCGAGGCAGCAAAUUUGGCCCACAGCGUUGAAACAGCCCUUGACCAAGUGAGACACCUCAGCAAGGCAGUCUACCACACCCUGGAGCAAGGAAAGGGUGCUCGAGCUGAAGAAGCUUCGAGGGACAUAGCUGAAGCGGAAGACCUCAAUGAGCAAGUUAUCAAGUUGAAGGCUCUGCUGUCCACGAAGAGGGAACAGAUUGCCACGUUGAGAACCGUCAUCAAGUCCAACAAAAACACUGCUGAGGUCGCCCUUACUAACCUCAAGUCUAAAUACGAGACAGAGAAGGCCAUUGUUAAUGAGACCAUGACCAAGUUGAGGAACGAACUCAGAGUGCUCAAGGAGGACGCAGCCACUUUCUCAAGUUUGAGAGCCAUGUUCGCUGCUCGUUGCGAAGAAUAUGUGACGCAAGUUGAUGAACUCCAGAGGCAAUUGGCAGCAGCCGAAGAUGAGAAGAAGACGCUGAACCAACUGCUACGCUUGGCCGUCCAGCAGAAGCUUGGCCUCACCCAGCGCCUCGAGGAGCUGGAGGUGGACCGGGAGAUGAGGAACGCGCGCGGUCGGCACCUGCAGGCGCAGAGAGGUGCGCCUGGUCCUGGCCGAGUGGGGAAUCGGCCCACUCGCCCUCAUCGCAGUGGUGCUGGUGAUUUCUUUUAGCCCUUCCUGUACAUUAUACACGACUAACUUCCUUCCUUGAAGCUACGCAACAUAGAAAUCUCUCAGAAUCGCUCGCCCCAGACGCCGAGGGUGAGGUUCUGAAUUAAUGUCCAAGUAAAUUGUACCGUCCCUGUUUUUGGUGGUGGCGAGUUCGUUUUUAUACACGUAACAAUCGCAUUUUUUAUCGUUAAGUGGGGCUGAUUUGAGAGGUCAGUGUUUUGGAAGCCACUGACUGGAAACGCCAUUUCAAGAUCGUCAUAGUGUGAUAAAUGUUCUAAUUUAUUGGCAACUAUGCAUACUCACCGAAAAUGGUGUGACAAACACUUGCAAAAUCAUUUGAUGAAUAGUUAUAUAUUUUCUACGCGUCAUCCUCUCGUUCAAACGAGAGGGCUGAUAAAUAAUUAUUUUCGCUCUCGGACUACUCUCCUUGGUCGCAAAGAGGCCACUAGUUACUCUUCUCUUCUCUUUCCUUUCUCUUGUUACUAAGUGAGCUAUUUUCAACUUUUUAUCCUUUUUGUGUAUUCGUUCUUGUUAUGACCGAAUUUUACAGAGCAUUGGUCAAUAUUUUACUUAUAAAGUAAGUAUCGAUUUUGGGUCUUUUCCAUAAAUUGUGAUAUGAAGACAAAUUGCAACUUUUCCUCUGCCAAGGAUAUCUCUACUCGCUUAUGUUUUAUUUGCUGACAAAAUAUUCUUCCAAUGGUAGGGUAGAUUAAAGGCAACUAAUAUCACCAAGGGUCACAUCUUUACUGACUCCUUAUUUGAUAACACUUUGAAUAUUUACUAGUCCGAAAUCAUUGGAAGCCUGGUGUCGGAGUUGCUCUGUAGAAGAAUCGAGCAGAACUUACUCAUGUAAUUCGGUAGGGAAAUUGUUUUCCAGAUCGCAGGGGUAUAAUUUCACUAUAUUAUUUAUUUAUUGUGCGAUUCUGUUCGUUGAACACGUUAACUUGAUAACUCACCAGCGCAGUUACACCUAAUAUUUAACCAAGCAAUGUUACGUCAACUUUGUUGCUUUCUAAGCAUUUUGAUAGUGGCGUAGUAGAACUGGUUACAAGGAUAUAAUUGUAUGCACUCAUUUAUUUAUUGUAUUUGAAUUCAUGUUGAUGACCAGUGCACUGUACGCAUUAUGAGCUAGCCUUUUUACCUGAACUAUUUUUUAAUGUUCAUUAAGUAAACAUUAAAAGUCUGUUAAAAUUACAA